Messenger RNA from Glycine soja, 3581 nucleotides. RefSeq names its product probable ATP-dependent DNA helicase CHR12. Bases 159 to 3380 code for a protein of 1073 amino acids. The transcript is spliced from 12 exons. Gene Ontology annotation, cellular component: nucleus. Gene Ontology annotation, biological process: positive regulation of transcription by RNA polymerase II. NCBI's taxonomy places the organism in Eukaryota, Viridiplantae, Streptophyta, Magnoliopsida, Fabales, Fabaceae. Gene Ontology annotation, molecular function: ATP binding; ATP-dependent chromatin remodeler activity; DNA binding. The record is from RefSeq and is a predicted model, not a curated record.
AGACCCAAACCAAAGAAGGCGAAGAGAGGGUUUUUGUCUCGCGGCGUGAGCGUGUUUUGUCUGUGUUGUGAGUGAGAGUGAAAGUCAGAGAGUAAUUGGGAAUUUCAAAUAUUGGUUAAGAAAAAAAGAAUAAGGGACCGUUGGGACUUGCUCGCGCCAUGGAGAAGGAGAAUGAGCUCCACGCCAAGACACUCAUCUGUGCCCUCAACCUUCUCUCGCGCGACCUACCUCUCCCCCCUCACAUCCUCAAUUCCGUCUCUUCCAUCUACCGCAACAAACAUGGUGAUGGGGGGAUUUCCAGAGAGGAUUUGAUGACGGAUCUUGAAGAUGCACUGUCAAAGCAGCGUCCAAAUUGUGUGUCUGGUUUCAAAUUGGAGCAAGCAAGGGAUAAUCGGUAUCGGAGUCAGGUUCAGCAUCGGUUAAAUGAGCUUCAAGAAUUGCCUUCAAGCAGGGGAGAGGACCUGCAGACCAAGUGCUUGCUUGAACUUUAUGGACUAAAGCUGGCAGAGUUGCAGAUGAAGGUUCGGUCUGAUGUGAGUUCUGAAUACUGGCUCAAUGCUAAGUGUGCAUAUCCUGACAGGCAAUUGUUUGAUUGGGGCAUGAUGAGGUUGCGCCGUCCAUUGUAUGGUGUUGGAGAUCCAUUUGCUGUGGAUGCUGAUGAUCAAUUAAGGAAGAAACGAGAGGCUGAGAGACUAUCAAGAUUAGAAGAAAAGGAGAAAAAUCAUAUAGAGACUAGAACAAGAAAAUUUUUUGCCGAAAUACUCAAUACUGUCCGUGAGUUCCAAUUACAAAUUCAAGCUUCUGUGAAGAGGAGAAAACAGAGGAAUGAUGGUGUCCAGGCAUGGCAUGGAAGGCAAAGGCAACGGGCAACUCGGGCAGAGAAAUUGAGAUUCCAAGCCUUGAAGGCUGAUGAUCAAGAAGCCUACAUGAGAAUGGUGAAAGAGAGUAAGAAUGAGAGAUUAACUUUGCUUCUUGAAGAAACAAAUAAACUACUGGUAAAUUUAGGAGCAGCUGUUCAACGUCAAAAGGACAACAAAUAUUCAAAUGGUAUUGAACCCUUGGAAGAUUCUGAAGCUGAUUUACUGGAGUCAGAUGCUUCUAAGAAUGGAGUUUCUAAGGAAUCACCUCUUGAUGAAGAUAUAGAUUUGAUAGAUUCUGAUCAUAAUGGUGAUUCUAGUGAUUUACUUGAAGGUCAGAGGCAAUACAACUCUGCCAUACAUUCAAUUCAAGAAAAGGUAACUGAGCAACCGUCUAUGCUUCAAGGUGGAGAAUUAAGACCAUACCAGAUAGAGGGGCUCCAAUGGAUGCUUUCUUUGUUUAAUAACAACUUAAAUGGAAUUUUGGCUGAUGAAAUGGGACUUGGGAAGACAAUACAAACAAUUUCGCUGAUAGCACAUCUUAUGGAACACAAGGGUGUUACUGGUCCCCACUUGAUUGUUGCUCCAAAGGCUGUGCUGCCAAAUUGGGUCAAUGAAUUCACAACAUGGGCUCCUAGCAUCACUGCUAUUCUUUAUGAUGGACGGCUGGAUGAGAGGAAAGCAAUGAAGGAAGAGUUGUCAGGGGAGGGGAAAUUUAAUGUUCUAUUAACGCACUAUGAUCUUAUAAUGAGAGAUAAAGCAUUUCUCAAGAAAAUUCAAUGGCAGUACUUGAUUGUGGAUGAAGGGCAUCGGUUGAAAAAUCAUGAGUCUGCUCUGGCAAGAACCUUGGACAAUGGAUAUCACAUCCAACGAAGACUUCUGUUGACUGGUACCCCAAUUCAGAACAGUUUGCAGGAGUUGUGGUCUUUGCUUAAUUUUCUCCUUCCAAACAUUUUUAACUCAGUUCAGAAUUUCGAGGACUGGUUUAAUGCCCCCUUUGCAGAUCGAGUUGAUGUCUCUCUCACAGAUGAGGAACAACUAUUGAUCAUCCGGCGUCUACAUCAAGUAAUAAGGCCCUUCAUAUUAAGAAGGAAAAAAGAUGAGGUGGAAAAAUUUCUUCCUGUGAAAUCUCAGGUCAUACUCAAAUGUGAUAUGUCAGCCUGGCAGAAAGUAUAUUAUCAACAAGUUACUGAUGUAGGCAGAGUUGGCUUGGACAAUGGUUCUGGAAAAUCAAAAAGUUUACAAAACUUAACAAUGCAACUCAGAAAGUGUUGUAACCAUCCCUACCUCUUCGUGGGCGAUUAUGAUAUGUAUAGACGUAAGGAGGAGAUUGUCAGAGCAUCAGGUAAGUUUGAACUUCUUGACCGUUUGCUCCCAAAACUUCGCAGAGCUGGUCACAGAGUCCUCCUUUUCUCACAAAUGACUAGACUUAUGGACACUCUCGAAGUCUACUUGCGACUUCAUGAUUUUAAGUAUCUUAGACUUGAUGGCUCAACAAAAACUGAGGAAAGAGGCAACCUUCUACGAAAAUUUAAUGCUCCUGACUCCCCGUACUUCAUGUUUCUUUUGAGCACCCGUGCUGGAGGUCUUGGUUUGAAUUUACAAACAGCAGAUACUGUUAUAAUCUUUGAUAGCGAUUGGAACCCACAAAUGGAUCAACAAGCCGAGGACCGAGCCCAUCGCAUUGGACAAAAAAAGGAAGUCAGGGUUUUUGUAUUGGUUAGUGUAGGAUCAAUUGAAGAGGUGAUUUUAGAGCGUGCAAAACAAAAGAUGGGCAUUGAUGCCAAAGUCAUCCAGGCAGGUCUUUUCAACACAACUUCAACAGCCCAGGACAGAAGAGAAAUGUUAGAAGAGAUUAUGCGUAGAGGUACAAGCUCACUUGGGACAGAUGUGCCUAGUGAGAGAGAAAUUAACCGCCUUGCUGCUCGAUCAGAUGAGGAAUUUUGGCUGUUUGAGAAGAUGGAUGAAGAGAGAAGACAAAAGGAGAACUACAGAUCUCGUCUCAUGGAAGAGCAUGAAUUGCCAGAUUGGGUGUAUUCUCCAAUGAACAAAGAUGAUAAGGCCAAAGAUUUCAACAGUGGUGUUACUGGAAAGCGGAAAAGAAAAGAAGUGGUAUAUGCAGAUACAUUAAGUGAUCUGCAAUGGAUGAAGGCUGUGGAGAAUGGGGAAGACAUAUCAAAGUUUUCAGGUAAAGGAAAAAGAAGAGACCACCACUCAUCUGACAGCAUUGCACAAGCCAGUGAUAAUACAGGAGCAGAAGAAAGUUUAGAGUUGAAGACUGAAAGUGUUCCCAUGGAAAAUGAGCGAACAAGUGAAGAUAGUUUCCAUGUGACCCCUCCCGCAAAGAGAUUCAAUCCUGAAGGAACAUUCCUGAAACAGACAUACGAGGAUGUUGGAAGUGGUUUGAAUCACCAUUUGUUAUCAUGGAAUACUCACAAAAAGAAAAGGUCAAGCUUUCUUGGCCAAGGUUCAUUAUCUGAAACUAGAGGGCAUUCUUCAAAUGGAAGAGCAAACUGGAACUGAUUUGAGUUUAAUUUGUCAUGGCCAAUGGGUGCCAGAAUUUUGCACACUAUUGAAUAUGAUUCUGCAUGAAGCUCUUCUAACAAAAAAAAAUGAUAAGGAACUUUCAUGUAUUAUGCUAGAGUCUUCUCUGAAGUAUGCAACAUCAAUAUUUGACUUAAAAAAAUUAAUGAAAGAAAAUAUUCAAGGUUAAGUUAUACUCUA